AUGAUCAUUAAUUAUCUAAAGCAUCAAUUAACGCAAAAGGAGAAAUCCGACAUGUAUAAACACUUUGACAGAUAUAAACUGACAAUGAAAAUUAAAGAUAUUAACGUUGAUUAUGUGGAUGAGGUGGAAAAGAAGAUUGGAAACAAUACCAUUCUAUCCUAUCAUGCAGGUGUGAGUGUAAUUGUUUCCAUGACAUACGACAACUUCAACUCACAUGAACAAAUUGGUUGUGGAAAUUUCCAAUGUGAUAGUAGAGGUAAAGCAGUAUUGGAAGCGAAGAGAAUUGCCAUAGACGAUGCAUGCCAGAGAGUUUGCAGGGUUUUUGGUGAUAUCCACUCUGGACAUCAUAAUUUAAUGAUGGCAAGAAAACAGUAA
Molecule: messenger RNA, 375 nt
Organism: Naegleria gruberi
Lineage: Eukaryota; Heterolobosea; Eutetramitea; Acrasida; Naegleriidae
Exons: 1
Coding region: 1-375 (124 amino acids)
Source: RefSeq, a predicted model, not a curated record